AUGGCUAUGGCUUUUCGAGCUCGAUCGGCGGCUCUGAUGCGUCAGGGUCGUCUCCGCUCAUUUAUGAGUCAGAGUCGCGGUCUGGCUACUGUUACAGAUAACACGCAACCGUACGAUGUGAUUGUCAUUGGAGGUGGCCAUGCCGGCUCCGAGGCAUGCGCUGCUGCUGCUCGCUCUGGCGCGCGUACCGCGUUGGUCACACCAUCUCUCGAAAACAUCGGCGUGUGCUCGUGCAAUCCCAGUUUCGGUGGAAUCGGCAAAGGAACGAUGAUUCGGGAGGUGGAUGCCAUGGACGGUGUCGCUGGCCGCAUCAUCGAUAAGGCUGGUGUCAUGUUUCGCGUCUUGAACCGCUCCAAGGGUCCUGCUGUUUGGGGUCCGCGUGCGCAGAUUGACCGUGACCUCUACAAGAGGUACAUGUCCGAAGAGUUGGCCAGCACAGAGAAUUUGAAUAUCGUCGAGGGAAAAGUGGCCGAUAUUGUGGUUUCAACGGAAGGGAUUGAAAGCACACCCGGCGCUCAGGGCAAGAUUGUUGGUGUGCGAUUGGAGUCUGGAGAGGUCAUUCCCACUGGCCGUGUGGUCAUCACAACAGGCACAUUUUUGGGUGGUGAGAUUCAUAUCGGAAUGGACGUGUUCCCUUCGGGACGCAUGGGCGAAGCUCCUACAUAUGGUCUGAGCAAGUCUCUCUGUGACGCUGGUUUCCAACUUGGUCGCCUGAAGACUGGAACCCCACCCCGACUCGACGGAAAGACGAUCGAUUAUCGCGGUCUCGAAGUACAAAAGGGCGACUCGCCCCCGCAUCCGUUUUCAUACUUGAACAAGACUGUCGAUGUCGGCGAUGAGGGUCAGCUUACUUGCUGGAUGACACACACAAACGAAGCUGUUCACGAUAUCAUUCGCGCCAACCUUGACAAGUCCAUUCAUAUCAGAGAGACAGUUCGCGGACCCCGCUACUGUCCUUCCUUGGAAUCGAAGAUCAUUCGUUUCAAGGACAAAACCCAGCACCAAAUCUGGCUUGAGCCUGAGGGAUUUGCGCCUAACGAUGUCAUCUACCCUAAUGGCAUCUCCAUGACCGUACCCGCAGAUGCACAGUACGCCAUGCUUCGCGCAGUCCGUGGUCUCGAGAACGUCACUAUGCUCCAGCCAGGUUACGGAGUUGAAUACGACUACAUCGACCCGCGCAAUCUCCGCCCAACUCUGGAGACCAAACUCAUCAGUGGUCUCUACUUGGCCGGACAGAUCAACGGCACAACUGGCUACGAAGAAGCAGCCGGACAAGGCAUCAUCGCCGGCAUGAACGCCGGUCUGGAAGCACAAAACCGCACUCCCCUAACCCUCACCAGAUCCGAUGGCUUCAUCGGCAUCAUGAUCGACGAUCUCAUCACAAAGGGCGUAUCUGAGCCAUAUCGCAUGUUCACGACUCGAAGCGAGUACCGCAUCUCAACACGUUCCGAUAACGCCGACCUCCGCCUGACUCGUAUGGCCCGUGAGGCCGGUGUCGUCUCUGACAAGCGCUGGAGCCACUUCUCCGACACCGAGGCCCAGAUCCUGGAGCUGCAAACCCUCCUUGCUAACACAAAGCUUUCAGCUUCCGCGUGGUCUCGCAAGGGCUUCAAGGUCCGCGCUGAUACCUCCAUCCGCUCAGGUCUUGACCUGCUGGCGUUGGACACGGCCGAUAUCGACUCUCUUAUCCCGAUUAUGGAGUCUGUCGCCGGUAAAGCAUACACAGCCGCCUCAUUUGCGCCGGAGAUCCGCACCCGCGUUGCAAUUGAAGGCCGAUAUGCGCCUUACCUGAAGCGCCAGGAGAAGAUGGCCGUUCGCUUCCAGAAGGAUGAGAACUUGCUUCUUGCUCCUGAUCUGGAUUACAGCCAAGUAACCGGUAUCAGCAAUGAGGAGCGACAGGUGCUGGAACGCGUGCGUCCCGUUAGCGUUGGCAUGGCGAAGCGCAUUGAGGGCGUUACGCCUGUUGGUGCGCUGAGAUUGCUGAUGCAUGUGAGGAAGAACCGCGGGUUUGUCAAGGAAAUGGACGGCGAAGACCCUGCUGUUGCCGACGUUCUUGCUGGGUCGCCUUAG
Messenger RNA from Penicillium nucicola, 2070 nucleotides. RefSeq names its product tRNA modification protein MTO1. Gene Ontology annotation, molecular function: flavin adenine dinucleotide binding. Lineage: Eukaryota; Fungi; Ascomycota; Eurotiomycetes; Eurotiales; Aspergillaceae. The transcript has 2 exons. Gene Ontology annotation, cellular component: cytosol. The coding region runs from base 1 to 2070 and encodes 689 amino acids. Gene Ontology annotation, biological process: tRNA wobble uridine modification; tRNA methylation. The record is from RefSeq and is a predicted model, not a curated record.